GAUCACAGGUCAACUAUUCCACUCACUUUCAACGUGGAUUAUCGGCGGGAGCGACGUGCCUAACUUGUAAAAAUGACAACCCUCAUGAUGCCGAAGAUCAUGUACGGAACCGCCUGGUAAAUAUGGCGAUUGGCUCAUGAACAAGUGGGGACUGUUGAUUCGCUUCUUCAGGAAGAAGGAGCGGACAACAGAGCUGAUCGUUCAAGCCGUUCUUCAGGGUUUUCGGGGCAUCGACACAGCUUGUCAACCAAAACACUAUCGCGAAGAGCUUGUUGGCGAGGCGCUGCGUAUCCUACAAGAAAGUCACGGGAUAAAGCGCGAAGAAUUGUUCAUUCAAACAAAAUACACUCCGAUUGGUGGGCAAGAUCAGUCUCAGCCUCUUCCUUAUGAUCCCACAACACCCAUCGGCGAACAGGUUCGCACCUCGUUUGCGCUCUCGCAGAAGAACCUUGGAACAGGAUUCAUCGAUUCACUCUUACUCCAUUCACCCUUAGACAGUCCUGAAGCGACUCUAGAAGCAUGGCAAGCGUUGCGUCAACUGCAGCAAGAGGGAAAGGUCGGUCUUAUUGGGAUCAGCAACUGCUACCGAAUUCGUGCACUUCUAGCCCUCGAGCGAGAAGCGCAGGUGAAUGUGGUGCAGAAUCGAUGGUUCGAGGGGAAUGGCUGGGAUAAGGAUGUACUUGACUACUGCAAUGAGAACGACAUCAAAUACCAGUCAUUCUGGACGCUGACCGGUUCACCAUCUUUGCUCCGUCAUCCCCUUCUACAAGACAUUGCUUUGAAGCACCAGUGCACUCCGGCGCAAGCCGUUUAUGCCAUUGCUCAAAGUUUCGGUGUGGUACCACUAGCUGGCAGCACCUCCGAGAAGCAUAUGCUCGAUGGUGUACGUGCCCGAGACUUGCCGAUCGAGCCGGAAGACAGCGAGAUCAUCCGACAGCUCAUAUGGGGUUGACAGCUCUGCAGCAGCGGGGGGCACGCAGUUUCUAGUAGCUAGCUGUAACAUUAUGACCAUGUAUGGUAAUUGCUUCUCGGCACCUGCGGCACCCUGUUUGGCAUGAGGCAAACGCCGCAAACGCCUCGUGCCAACCUCGUUGACAUAUGCAUAGGAUCCGCGCAACCAGCUCAUCCUACCAGCGAUGCUUUCUGCUGAUCAG
This is a messenger RNA of Dacryopinax primogenitus, 1154 nucleotides long. Its product is annotated as Aldo/keto reductase. NCBI's taxonomy places the organism in Eukaryota, Fungi, Basidiomycota, Dacrymycetes, Dacrymycetales, Dacrymycetaceae. Gene Ontology annotation, molecular function: oxidoreductase activity. The transcript has 3 exons. The record is from RefSeq and is a predicted model, not a curated record. The coding region runs from base 137 to 952 and encodes 271 amino acids.